UCGAGAGCAGCAUUAUCAUUGAAGCAAAGUACGAGCGUCAAAUAUUAUGUUAUUCGGUUCAUCGGCAUAUAAAUAGUUCAUCAUGUUCUUAGAUUGUUAAGACAACAUUACCAUCAGAUAGAGUGUUACCACGUUUGCGAGCAAAGCAAGACUCCAGCAUCUAAACACAAAGCGAUUUAUCAAACUGCGAAGCAUCAGCCCAUCAUCAUGUUUUCCUGCUGCCGUUGCGUAAAUCCCAAAUCACCAAAGCAGAAGGAAAAAUCUGCUUCCGGCCGUGGGGAGAAGCUAUCGGACUCGGACGAUUCCCAUGAGGAGGAGGAAGGGCAAUCGUCGAAGCAGAAAGAGCAGACCGAGUCGAACGCGAGUGCCUGUAAAAUUUCGGCUGUGGACAACCUCUCACAGGAUGAUGAGGAAAUCAAGAUAGAAAUAAUUGAAAACUCCGAUAAUCUACAAUCGUUCUCGGGCUGCUCAGCGGCAACGACGGCCGUGCUGAACGGUUCAUCGCCUGAGCCAAAAGACGCGGAUAAGCAAGUGUCCGAUACGCAGCGGGAGAUUUCAACACCGGUGGACCAAGCCGACCCGUGCAACGACACGGCCGAUGCUGACGAAGGCAACCGAUCGAAUUCGGUUGAUAUCGAUGCAAAAGUUGCAGAAGACACAGCUGCUGUGGAGGAAAGUGCUCCGGUCGGUGGUACGACGACCGGAUCAACUUCAUCGUCACCGCCCAGCAAAACGCUUUCCAGCCAAACGGAAAAGGGCCAAACGGAUCAAUCGGGCCAGUCAUCGGGAGUGGUUACCGAGAUCGAAACGAAACUUCCCCACGAGUCCACCGAUGCCGAUUCGACCGGGGAUGCGACCAACACCCCACAAGAAAUACCAACCACUGUUGGUGAGUUGGCGGACCUGCAGCAGCAGCAGCAGCAGCAGCAGGUGUCGCAUGGUAUGGGCGAGGAGGAAAAAGGUCAACUGCAGAACAACGAUGUAGGCGAAGAUGCUGCUACUACUACUGCUGCUGCUGAGAGCAAAAAUCUAAUCGUACCCGAACCCAAAUCGCCUAAUCAUGUACCAUCGCGGAAAAACUCGGGUGAGCUUUCUGCCGCUUCGCUCGACGGUGACAAGGAUUUAUCGUCGCCUGUGGUUGAGCUUACUGGCGAGGAGCAACCGAAGCAACAGGAGCAGCAACUGCCACCAGAUGAUGAUCUUGAUGGAAAACGAGCUUUAACUGAAGAACCGUCGGUUGAGAGCGAAACGGUUGUUGUGCAGGAAGAAAAGCAAUUACAACAGGAAGAGAAUAUCAGCGCCGAUCAGCAAUCGCCAGAUAACGGCCAGAUCAAUGAGGCCAGCUCUACAUCCAACACUGCCAAUGUUCCUCCAGAAGUGGAACCAUCUACCAGCUCUUUACGACCAUCGUCACCGCCAGCCUCCGACGAAGUGGCUGAGCUUGAUGACGCGAAUCAACAUUUAUCAUCCGUAGCAUCUAAGAUGGAACGCCUUAAAAGUGAACCAAGCAAUAGCGAAGAAACAAUUGAAGAGACAAUCGAUGUGCAGCGUUUCCUACCCCGUCAGGUUGAUGAUAGCAAGAGUGAUGACGAUAAUAAUCCGCUCAGUAGCUCUAGCGAUGGAGGUAGCGUCGCUGCUGCUGUUCCCGCUCCCGUCUCCAGCGACGUCUGCAAUGAACGACAGGCUAGUGAUGCUAAAGAUGCACAGCGCGACUUGUCGAGUGGAGUGGUGAACAAAACCGUUGAGCUACCGGAAGAAGACGGCGGUGAAACGGUAUCGGUGACUCCGUCGCCACCGGAAGCGGAGCCCAUCGUGUCGCCGGAUAAUGAAAACAACAAUGAUCAGGUUUCAAAAAAUUCAAGCGAAGAGCGCGAAUCAAACAACGACGAUACAUCGACGCUGUCCGAGUCGGUCCCGAAUACUGCCACCACCAACGGUGGCAGUCCUUCCGGCAUCGAGGGUGACAACAGCAGCAGCCGCAAGGAGUCGGUCAACAGCGACGAUACCACGAUACGGACGCAGGUUUCCUUCCGCGAAAGUUGCCUCUCGCGCCGAUCCUCAUCGAAGUCGUCGAUCAAGAAGAAGGUAGCCUAUAACGAUAGCACGGAGGUGAUACCGCCACCCGAGUAUCCGCCACCGGACGACGAUGAUUCGGUGUUUUCGGACUCGGUGCCACCGAAAUUGCCACGCGGCGACAUGUGCACGCCGUACGCCACCAAGCGGGGCUCACUGCCGGGCAUGAUAGCGCUGCCGGAUUGGUUUGCCGAGGAUCGAUUGAUGAUGGAGGAGGGUGGCAUUAUGGAGCCACCCACUACGCCCAUAGGACGCGAUGAGCUGGCAUUACGCAGGCAUCGGUUUUUCUCGGAACUGCUCAAUGCUGCCCAUGCUGCCGUGGAGCAUCGUGUUCGCUUUGAUCCGCUGGGACCAGAAAUUGCCAAGGUUCCGACGGAGGAGGAAUCGGAGGAUUGCGAUCCAGACCUCAAACCUUCGUCAGCGCGUGAGCUAGAGGGCUUAAUCGAUCGGCUGGAACGCAUCGUAGAUCGGCUUGAACGUACCGUGUCCGCGCGAGAGUUGGAAGAAACGCGACGCAUUCUGAGAGACGCGUGUGUUGUCGGAAAGGCAGUGAUCGGCUCCAACACCGGUACGAACACGGAAUAUCGGAAUAUUGGCACGCACAAGAGCACCGAUCAGUGUGACGAUUUGCCGACGGUUCUGCCUUCGACGCCGCCCCCAUCGGCAUCGUACUUGCAUCAACAAGUGGACAGUUUGGAGAGCAGCCUGUUUCCCGCGUUUGCCAAUCAACCGGCAAAGGAGCGCCAGCAGCGUGGCCUAAGCACUGUAAUACAAUCCCAACCACCUGAUAUAUUAAACUAUACUAAUCCAUUGACCACCCAAGAGCAAGGCACCGCAGUAUUAUCAUUCUCCUCGCAGCAGCAACAGCAACAACACGGCACCGUAGCGAAACAAGCGAGCGGCACGAUGAGCAUUAACGCUUACGAGGAUAUUAUGCUUGGCUCGUUCGCCAACUUUAUUGCGCUUUCGGGUAAGAUCGGAGGCGAUGUGGCUACCCAGGCCCAGUUUGUGAAGGAAGCGUUUGAUGCGCAGUUUGCGUUUCUGAAGGUGGCAGCCGCAUCGAGCGCUCCGUCCAAUACGGAUUUACAGAAUUUGCUGAAACCUACCUCGGAUAAGAUUUCUACGAUCCAAAGCUUCCGCGAAAAGAAUCGCACCUCGCCGUUCUUUAACCAUCUGUCCGCGAUUAGCGAAAGUAUUCCGGCGCUCGGAUGGGUCUGUGUGGCACCAACGCCCGGCCCGUACGUGAAGGAGAUGAACGACGCCGGCCAGUUCUACACGAACCGCGUGCUGAAGGACUGGAAAGAGAAGGACAGCACGCACGUCGAGUGGGCUCGUGCAUGGAUUCAAACGCUGACGGAACUGCAGCAGUACAUUAAGCAGCACCACACGACGGGAUUGGUAUGGUCUGGCAAGGACAAACCCACCGUUGGUGGAGCAGCAGUUCCACCACCCCCACCGCCCGGUGGUCUACCGCCACCACCGCCAAUGAUGCCGCUGGGAGACCUUUCGGCCGGUGGUGGUGCUGGGGACGACCGGAGCGCUCUGUUCGCGCAGAUCAAUCAGGGCGCUGACAUUACGAAGGGCUUGAAGAAGGUAACGGCGGACAUGCAAACACACAAAAACCCUGGCCUGCGAUCGGGUCCGGCCCCUUACAAGGCACCGGCCGGCGUGACCAACGGUACGAAAUCGGUAGCACCGCCAGCGGUCGCCAAGCCGCCGACGUUUACGCGCGAUGGCAAGAAGUGGCUGAUCGAGUAUCAGAAGAACAAUCCCGAUCUCGUGGUCGAUAACGCCGAGAUGAACAACGUAGUGUACAUGUUCCGCUGCGAGGGUUCGACGCUGCAGAUCAAGGGCAAGAUCAACAGCGUCGUGAUGGAUUCGUGCAAGAAGUGUUCGCUCGUGUUCGACUCGCUCGUGGCGUCCGCUGAGUUCGUCAACUGCCAGAGCGUGCAGAUGCAGGUUCUCGGCAAGGUACCAACGAUUUCCAUUGACAAGACUGAUGGCUGCCAGAUGUACCUUUCGGCAGACUCGCUGGACGUUGAGAUUGUCAGCUCGAAGUCGUCCGAAAUGAACGUGAUGAUUCCGAAGGGCAGCAGUGGAGACUAUACCGAACAACCGAUUCCGGAGCAAUUCAAAACCAUAGUGAAGGGCAGCGCGCUUAACACUACCUGUGUGGAAAGUCUCGGUUAAAGCCCCAAACUCCUCCCCCCCCAAUCAAACCCAUCCCUGGUGCGUAACCGCAUUGGCGAUGGUUGAUGAUGGAUGGUGGUGGGUCGUGGUUUUUGCUGUGAGGUUUUGUGCGUGAAACUUGUUUUCUAAUUUUUAUUGCAAGAGUGAUGAACCUUUUUCCCCCGGCUGUCUCUUUUUUCACCAAGCUGGGAGAACGAAACGGCAUUAAAUGGUAAUUGGAAACAGUAUGUAGCAAGUACGUCAAGCAAACGGCGAACAAAAAAGUGUAUCCCAAUCAUCUAAACAUUUUAAACCGUACAGUGUGAGUGCGUACAGUAGUAGUAGUAAUAGUAGGAUGGACGCAUGGACGGCGCCACCGUGAAUCCUGUCCAACCGUUUUACCUAAUCAUGCAACUCAACGUGCACCAAUCGGCACACAUUUUUACUGACCGGAACGAAUGGAUGCUGCUUUUUGAGAACUCUUACCGCGUGUGAUCCCCCCCCCCCUCCCCCCUGUCUUAGCAUAUUUCUUCUCCUCCCUUUUCUAAGUCAAGAGGCCACCUCAAUCACAAUCAUGCUUUACGCAGGGCCACCUUCCCCGUUUCCUGUUUGUUUGGAUUUCUUUUAAAUAUCGCGACGAAACGAAAGUGUGUAAAAAUUAAAUUGCUUCCUUUUUAUUAUCUAGAGUUAAUUGAAUCAAAAUUUGAGAGAUGCAUUUCACCAAAUUUACAUCAUACAGGCAUGAAUGAAACCACAUUCUCUCACCUGCUAAUGAAUUAAUCACGAUAGUCUGAUCAAAACCGAACAAUACACAAUACACACACAAACAUAAAUCAUUCGAGGAACUAUGAUGUCCAUCGUUCAUACAAGUUAUUGGAACCCAGCAAAGUCAACAUAAAUAAAGAAGAAAUGUAGCUAUUCAAGGCUAAAGGAAAAGAAAAA
Messenger RNA from Anopheles stephensi (Asian malaria mosquito), 5184 nucleotides. RefSeq names its product adenylyl cyclase-associated protein 2 (gene capt). NCBI's taxonomy places the organism in Eukaryota, Metazoa, Arthropoda, Insecta, Diptera, Culicidae. Gene Ontology annotation, biological process: cell morphogenesis; regulation of adenylate cyclase activity; cytoskeleton organization. The transcript is spliced from 9 exons. Gene Ontology annotation, cellular component: cytoplasm. Gene Ontology annotation, molecular function: adenylate cyclase binding; actin binding. Bases 208 to 4263 code for a protein of 1351 amino acids. The record is from RefSeq and is a predicted model, not a curated record.